CAGGCGAAGCGGAAGGAACCGCUGCUGCGGGCAGCGAGGGACAAGCGAAUAGCGGGGUCCCUGUGAGCUGGGCACCGCGAACCAGAUAUUGCCUCAUCUUAAAAGCUACAAGAGCUAGAAAACUACUGUUAUUAAAAUGUCAGCUCUCAGCAGUGAUUGCCCACACUUGGAAUCGGUUGGCGAAAUAACAAAGGAAGAAUUGAUACAGAAAUCUCAUGGCACUUGUCAGGACUGCAAAGUUAGAGGACCAAACCUUUGGGCAUGCUUAGAGAAUAGAUGUUCGUAUGUUGGCUGCGGUGAAUCCCAUGUGGAUCACAGUACCAUACAUUCUCAGGACACAAAGCACUGUUUAACUGUCAACCUUACCACCCUGCGUGUCUGGUGUUAUACAUGUAGCAAAGAGGUAUUUUUGGAUAGAAAAUUGGGAUCUCAUUCUCCAUUACCAAAUGCCAGACUGUCUCACCAAACACAAGGAAAUAGUGUACAGGAUUUUAAAAUACCUGGUAAUCCAACACUGAAGAUUCCUCUAGUUACUGUAUUUGAUGCUUUAGAUAUAGAGGUGGAAGAAGAUGAACUGAAGACAAGAGUUCCAACUAUAUCUUCUCCAAAAAAGAAGAAACACAAGAAAUACAGGAGUGUCAUAUCUGACAUAUUUGAUGGGACCAUCAUAAGCUCAGUGCAGUGCCUGACUUGUGAUAGGGUAUCUGUUACCCUGGAGACUUUUCAGGAUCUGUCAUUGCCUAUUCCAGGUAAGGAAGACCUUGCCAAACUGCAUUCUGCAAGUCAUCAGACUUCUCUAGUCAAGGCAGGGUCGUGUGGUGAAGCAUAUGCUCCCCAGGGGUGGAUAGCGUUUUUUGUGGAGUACUUUAAAAGGUUUGUUGUCUCAUGUGUUCCUAGCUGGUUUUGGGGUCCAAUAGUAACGUUACAAGAUUGUCUUGCUGCCUUUUUCGCCAGAGAUGAGCUCAAGGGUGAUAACAUGUACAGUUGUGAAAAGUGUAAAAAGUUAAGAAAUGGAGUGAAAUUCUGCAAAGUGCAAAACUUUCCUGAGAUAUUGUGCAUUCAUCUCAAAAGAUUCAGACAUGAGCUCAUGUUUUCCACAAAAAUUGGUACCCAUGUAUCCUUUCCCCUGGAAGGACUUGAUCUUCAGCCUUUCGUUGCUAAGGACAGUCCAGCUCAGAUUGUGACAUAUGAUCUCUUGUCUGUCAUCUGCCACCAUGGAACUGCCAGCAGUGGACAUUAUAUAGCUUAUUGCCGAAACAAUUUAAAUAAUCUGUGGUAUGAAUUUGAUGAUCAGAGUGUCACAGAAGUACCAGAAUCCACUGUACAGAAUGCAGAAGCUUAUGUUCUCUUCUACAGGAAGAGCAACGAAGAAGCACGAAGAGAGAGACAGAGGGUAUCAAGUCUGUUGACUAUGAUGGAACCAAGUCUCCUGCAGUUCUAUAUUUCUCGACAGUGGCUGAAUAAAUUCAAGACUUUUGCUGAGCCAGGACCUAUUUCAAAUAAUGAUUUCCUCUGUAUGCAUGGAGGUGUUCUUCCACAUAAAGCUGGUUUUAUAGAGGACUUGAUUGUAAUGCUACCUCAGAACAUAUGGGAUACCCUAUAUAGCAGGUUUGGGGGAGGACCGGCUGUUAACCACCUGUAUGUUUGUCAUACCUGCCAAAUAGAGGCUGAGAAAACUGAAAAAAGAAGGAAGACUGAAUUGGAAAUGUUUAUUCGGCUCAACAGAGCAUUCCAAGAAGAAGAAUCUCCAUCCAUUUUUUACUGCAUCAGUAUGCAGUGGUUCAGAGAAUGGGAAGGAUUUGUGAAGGGGAAAGACAGUGAUCCUCCAGGCCCUAUUGAUAAUACGAAGAUUGCAGUCACUAAAUGUAGUAAUGUUAUAUUAAAACAAGGAGCAGAUUCUGGACAGAUUUCUGAAGAAACUUGGAAUUUUCUCCAGUCAAUCUAUGGGGGCGGGCCAGAGAUCAUGCUCCGACCACCUGUUGCUCCAGUAGAACUUGAUGUGCUUCAAACAGAGGAGAAGAUUGAAUUAGAAACUCGUAGUCUGUAGCCAUCAGCACAAAGAUGAAUUUGUAAGAAAUCCUUUCCACUUGCCUAAAACACAUUCCUGAAAGAUGUUUAGUUUUUAUUAUAUUUUUGCCUAGAAAGGGGCAGCUCAUUGGGCAUUAUGUUAGUAACGGAAGAAUUAGUUGAAACUUAUAGAUUGUUAAAAAAUUUACUUUGAAACCUUUCAGACAGACUAUUCCCUUCAUGUUUUGGAAGGUAUGUGACUUACAUAUUUUGGAACAUUUGGUUAAUUGAAAAAAGUCACAAUUUUUGCUACAUGUUAAACCUAUGCUAUCCUUUGUAGAAUUAUAAAAUUGAGAUGAAGGAUUUUAAAAAUGCUUUUAAAUAUUGCUAUGAAUUGCUGAUCAGUCUUCUGAAAUUUACAAAAUGCAGUAUGUCUUUAAUUGUACAGUUUUGACAAGACUAGAUAUAAAAAGAGCAUAUUUUAAAUGGAUCAUGGGGAAGUAGUAAACACUCAGGAAAAGUUAAGUUUCACUUUGUUUUGUUUGCACUGCAAUGUAUAAAAUAAUGAACAGCAUAAAACUUUCAAAUGCUUUUCUUAUUUGAAUGUAUCAAAUAUAUAAUUAGUCUGGAUGGAAUAUUGUUUUGGUCAGCAUAUGUCAGUAACUUAUUGCCUACUAAAGUUUAAAUCAUAUAAUAAGCUUCUGUAUAUAAACCUACCUAAUAUCUUCAACAGUAUCAGUGAUGGAAAAAAAUCUUAGUCUUCUUUAGGAUAUUUGUUUGAGAGCAUGAAGCGUGGAAUGUAAAUGAUUGUGGACAUGAGACUGAUGCGCACUUGAGAAAUUAAAUUGUCUAGUCUUUUUUUAAUUAAAUGCAUAAACAGUUCCUUCUGAAAAAAUUUAUUGUAUAGUUACAAAACACUUUUUGGCAUGAUUUGUGAUGUCAGAAGCUGGAUAAAAUAUGUUGCAAGAUUACAAAAUCUUGCUGGAUAAUUUAUACUGGAAUGUGAAUGGCAUUCAGUCUUUUCUUUUUUUUUCUGCCUGAUAUAGCUACCAGCUAAUCAACAUUAUUCAAGGCUGGUUCAAAUAAAAAUGACCUUUUAAAAACUGGAAA
Terrapene triunguis (Three-toed box turtle) is the source of this 3117-nucleotide messenger RNA. RefSeq names its product ubiquitin carboxyl-terminal hydrolase 33. Gene Ontology annotation, molecular function: cysteine-type deubiquitinase activity; zinc ion binding. NCBI's taxonomy places the organism in Eukaryota, Metazoa, Chordata, Testudines, Emydidae. The transcript is spliced from 19 exons. The record is from RefSeq and is a predicted model, not a curated record. The coding region runs from base 137 to 2047 and encodes 636 amino acids. Gene Ontology annotation, biological process: protein deubiquitination.